Molecule: messenger RNA, 3128 nt
Organism: Rana temporaria (common frog)
Lineage: Eukaryota; Metazoa; Chordata; Amphibia; Anura; Ranidae
Gene: ZIC2
Product: Zic family member 2
Exons: 3
Coding region: 673-2169 (498 amino acids)
Biological process (GO): regulation of transcription by RNA polymerase II; central nervous system development
Cellular component (GO): nucleus
Molecular function (GO): DNA-binding transcription factor activity, RNA polymerase II-specific; RNA polymerase II cis-regulatory region sequence-specific DNA binding
Source: RefSeq, a predicted model, not a curated record
AGUGCGGUCGGCAGUCCAGUAAGAGAGUAGAGCAGACAGCAGAGGAGGGGGUGUCAUCGGGGGAAAAAAACAACUAUAACAAAAAAGAAAUCCACUACACAAAACAUAAAGCCGCCAGCACAACAAAAGCCCCACACUAACCACAUCUACUGAAUAGAAAAGCAAACAAAAGCGACGGGAAGGAGGAAAAGUGUUGUUCGGACAAUGAGGAGCUGAGGAUCGGCCGAUUCCCGUGCGCUGCUUGGCUGGCUGGCUGGCUUGUGAGCUGCUCCCUCCACGUUGUGUGCUAUCACUUUUCUUUUUUUGCUUGUUUGUGUUGUUCCCCCUCCCCCUCCUGCUAGGACCCCUCCUCCUCUGACAGCCCUCCUCCCACCACCCAGAGCAGCAACUUAAAGAAAGAAGAAGAGGAGAGAGAGGAGCAUCUGCCGCUCGAUCGUUCAUCUAGGGGGAAUCUGAGCCGACUUCCCCGACUGAGAAGGGCCAUUUGGAAUGAUAAUGAUCCCAUUGCAUUGAGCUCAGGACAUUGGCCAUGGACAGGCUCCUGUGAUCUGGUGCGAUCUCCUUGGAUAAUAUACAUUUGAUUGUUCGGCUGUAUCUGAUCUCUAUUGUAAAGUCUAGAUCGUCCUGAUCCAAGACAGGUGACUGACACCACCCCCCUACAGACUGUGGGAGAUGUUGCUGGACGCCGGCCCUCAGUUCCCGGCCCUGGGUGUGGGCACCUUUGCCCGACAUCACCACCAUCAUCACCACCAUCACGCCGCGGUGGCGGCAGCGGCGGCAGCUGCCGCAGAGAUGCAGGAGAGGGAGCUGAGCUUGGCGCAGAAUAGCUUCGUGGAACCGGGGCACAUGGGGGCUUUCAAGCUGAACCCUGCGGGGGGCUCGGGAGGGGGCAACGGUGGAGGCGGUGGAGGUGGAGCGGGCUCGGGUGGGGUGGCAGGGAGCAGUGGACCUCAUGACUUGUCCCCGCCAGGGCAGAGCUCAGCCUUCACUUCCCAGGCGGGGUACCCAACGUCUGCCCUGGCUCCGCAUGCCGCCUACACGGGCGCCACAUUCAACAGCCCCCGAGACUUUAUAUUCCGCGGGCGAGGCUUUGCAGAAGGGGCUUCUGCAGGAGGGGGCCAGCAUGGCUUAUUUGGGCCCCCAGCAGGCAGCCUGCACCAUCAUCCCCACCAUCACCAGCUAUCACAUGGGGAGCACCCACAGAGCCACCUGCUAUUUCCUGGGAUCCAUGAGCAGCAUGCUGCAGCUUCCCAGAACGCUCUCGGUGGACAAAUGAGACUGGGUCUGCCCGGAGAGGUGUUCGGAAGGACUGACCAGUACCGCCAGGUGUCCAGCCCCAGAGGGGACCCCUACUCUGCUGCACAACUGCACAACCAAUAUGGCCCAAUGAACAUGGGCAUGAACAUGGCUGCACACCACCAUCAUCACCACCACCACCCGGGGGCUUUCUUCAGGUACAUGAGACAGCAAUGCAUCAAGCAGGAGCUCAUCUGCAAGUGGGUCGAACCCGAACAACUCAGCAACCCCAAGAAAGGCUGCAAUAAGACUUUUAGCACCAUGCAUGAGCUGGUCACCCAUGUGUCUGUGGAACAUGUCGGGGGCCCCGAGCAGAGCAACCACAUCUGCUUCUGGGAGGAAUGUCCCAGGGAGGGAAAACCAUUCAAAGCCAAAUACAAACUGGUCAACCACAUCAGAGUUCACACUGGAGAGAAGCCUUUCCCAUGCCCAUUCCCUGGAUGUGGCAAGGUCUUUGCCCGAUCAGAAAACCUUAAAAUCCACAAAAGGACUCAUACAGGGGAGAAGCCUUUCCAAUGUGAAUUUGAAGGUUGUGACAGGAGAUUCGCUAACAGCAGUGACAGAAAGAAGCACAUGCAUGUUCACACUUCGGAUAAACCCUACUUGUGCAAGAUGUGCGACAAAUCGUACACUCACCCCAGCUCUCUGCGGAAACACAUGAAGGUGCAUGAGUCGUCCCCUCAAGGUUCAGAGUCGUCUCCAGCUGCCAGCUCUGGCUAUGAGUCUUCUACUCCCCCAGGGCUGGUGUCACCCAACACGGAGACACACAGUACCAACCUGUCCCCCGCGGGGGCCGCAGUGUCUGCAGUGCACAGUGUAGCCAGCGGCGCCGCAGGGCCCCUGUCGUCAAAUUUCAAUGAAUGGUAUGUGUAGGGGCCACCGCUGGCUCUAGUGGGACACUUUGGAGGCCACCAGAGACAAUGCAGCACUCCAAAUUCACCAGCUACUGUUCUAACACGACCAAGUGGACAUUCCUGGGAAGGAUUAAACUGCACAAUCCUAUCAAAAAAUGAGAGCGAGAGUGUGUAUGUGUGUACCCGAUAAGAAUCUAUUUAUUCUCCCAUCCUUCUACCCCAAAGAAGAGCAAAUGAUUUUACUCUGCCCACCCCCUCCACUUCUACCCCUCUUACACUGUACAUAGUUCACUUCUCUUGCUUGAGAUGAAGAGGACAUUUUAAUCUACUUGUUGUAUAGCGGUUUUAUCCGGUUGUAUAUACAGCUUCACAUAACAAGUGCAGGACUUUUAUCUAAAUUCACCAGUCUACAAAUACAGCAAAGGAGGGGGUUUCCCCCCUAGUUUUUAUUUUUGUAUAUUCCUUUGUGUAUCGUGCCAUUGGUAUUGUGUCUUUUUUUUUUUCUAGAGGAAACAUGAUUGUAAAUGUUCAUGCAACUGGGCUGGGAAAUAAUAAAACUCCGUGCCAAAGUCUCUCCUGUGUUUUUUGGAGUUCCAGAAGGCAGUCCCCUUUAUACACACAGGCUUGUGAAUGUCAUUUUCUGUUUCAUGUGACGUUUUCUGUGCUUUCUCCAGUUCAGUUUGUUGGUGGUGACUGUUUGAGAGACCCGUGGGGAAGGGGGGAUUCAACGUUGUGCAGUCCUUCCUCCUGUAAAUAGUCCUUACCAUAUUUAUCCAUUUGUAAUUAAAUUAUGGCAUUAACUUGCUACAGAGGAAACACUAUUUAUAAAGAAUGUUUCUUAAUUAUAAAUAUGUACAAUUGUGAGCAUAAAUUGUUCUCAGAUUUUUUUUUUUCUUAUUUAAAGUGGUUUUAUCCUUUCUGUGACUUGUUUUAAGAGUAAAUGCAUACAGACCUAUAAUAAAUUGUGUUGAAACUGCA